CGCCGUCAUUUAAUUGGACACCGUCAAGUUACGCCCAGUUGUUCGUUAGACGCCGCGCGGAACAGUCACGGAACUCGACGAGGCUAUAUAACUGCCGUUCUUUCACGUUGUACCAGUCAAUCUAAAAUGCAUCAAGAUGAUAGCUAAACUUAUUUUCAUCACCAAAAUCGAAGUUGUCGCGUUGUUCUUCGAACCUAACCAUCCUAAACGCUUCUUCAAGUACAGUUGACCAUAAUUGCCAUCCGUUCCGUGGUUUCUUCGGUGCGGACUUUAAUCAGCCUGUAAAGAGUUUUAAAAGUUAGUAUAUUACACUGUGACACAAAAGUUAAGUUCUUUAAUCACCAAUGUGCAAUUAUAAAAUUCAUUUACAUGGAAAAUCUAAGUGUUUUGCUCAGUUUGACGUAAAUCGAUUUUAAAAGCGAAUUUCUCGAAAAACUAUUGGUUAAAAACUUCAGCGAAAUUGCGAAAUUAACAUUUUAUAGUGAUUAGUUAAAGUUAAAAAAAUUACAGUCCAAAGUGGUUAGUUCGAAUUAAAAAGUUUAAAAACUGUCCCACACAUCCCCAUUAUAAAUUUCGUUGACAAAAAGGCUACCUAGCUUUAACAAAAUUUGAAAGCAUCAUCAAGUAUCCACUCGGAGUUUCAAAGAUGGAUGGGCCAAAGUACACUCGAAUCCACUCGUAUGGAAGCAUGAGCUCCACCCGAAGCGAUGAUGAUAUGACUGUCCACAGCCAACUGUUCCCUUAUCCGAAGAAGAUGAUAGUGCCAAGGGAGAUUCUUUACGAGGAAGAGAAUCCACCGUUCCAGCCCCUACUUGCUACUAGCAGGAUUUUCGGAAAAGCUCGCUUCACUUGUCUUCUCUGCAUGUACAUCAUGUUCUACAUAGCCUACUUGGUUACUGGGGCUCUGGUGUUCUCUGCUCUGGAGACCCCUAUGGAGAACCAGGUCGUGUUGGAUGUGAUUCGCACCAAACAGGAAUUCAUGCUGAAAUAUCCAGCAGUUGUGGAUGAGGAUUUGGAGACGUUACUGGACGAGGUGAUCCGUGCUAGCAACCGCGGCGUUUCUGCCUCGCGCAACGUGAGCGGUGGCCCAAACUGGACCUUCGGACAGUCGCUGUUCUUCUCUUCCACUGUGGUCACUACCAUCGGCUAUGGUCAUGUAACGCCACUCUCCAAGCCAGGGAAGCUGUUCUGCAUGGUGUACGCGCUGCUCGGCAUCCCACUGACGCUGGUGCUGCUGUCUGCGCUGGUGGAGCGUUUGCUGCUGCCUGCCACGUCUUUGCUGCGCUCCCUCAACGCUGCCCUGGGACAUCUCUACCGACCCUUUACCAUACGCCUUGUGCACCUCAUGAUUAUAGUGUCGAUCCUGGUAGUGUUCUUCCUGCUGCUCCCUGCUGCUGCGUUCGCGGCGCUGGAGCCGGAGUGGGACUACCUGGACUCGUUCUACUACUGCUUCAUAUCGCUCACCACCAUCGGCCUGGGCGACUACAUCCCCGGAGACUACCCCGGCCAGCCCUACCGACCUGUCUACAAAGUUGCCGCCACCUUCUAUUUGAUCAUUGGACUAACCUUCCUGAUGUUGACUCUGACGGUGUUCUACGACAUUCCUCAACUGAAUCUCAGCACGGUCUUCUCUUCAAUGAAGCUUGACGAGGAUCCAGAGAAGAUGCGUUUAAGCGGUUCCGGAGUGAUGGGUCCUGGCUACGGUAUUGGAGGAUUGGUGAUGAGGGAUGACUACCAUCAUCACGACCAACGCCGCUCAGUUGUGCACAUCAGACCACAUCAAGAUGACAGCCCGAGCCCCGAGGACACCACGCCAGUCCAUGCGAGGGAUAUUCGAGUGCACUAAAGCUUCUAAACUUUGACCAGCUUAAAUUUUUAUUUUUGUUUUUUAGUAACUUCCUAUGUUCCAACAGAGUAAAAUUCACUUACGAUUGAAAGCCAUCUAUCAUAUUUUUUAUUAAUUAAUAUAAUUUACAUACAACUAAUGUGACGUCUUGGUUUUGAUGGGCAUGUCAUAAGUUCAGGGUGUUUAGAAAUAUUAUUAAUAGUAGAAUUUAAAAAUAUAUCAAUAAAAUACUAUAUUGUGUCUACCAAUAUUAUUUCUAUUAGAGUAGAUGAAAAGUGUAUUAAAGUAUAAAUGAUUUAUAUAGAAAUAUUUGUGUAAAGAAUACACUUGCUGCAUUGUUAGUUUUAGACUUCUAGAAUUGUCAGUUGGUUAUUUACUACCAAAACUCUGUUUUCUUUCAUCGCAUCUUUACAAUUAUUAGGUGUGUUUAAACUUUAAAUGAAGGAAAAAUACUAAUAACUUGCAUGUAAUAAAAUCAUAUAGAUAUAUAAACAUAUCUGUAAUGGCAUGAAUUUUCAUAUGAUUUUCCCUAUUAUUAAUCCAUACUUUAUUGAAAUUUGAUUUCCUUAAAAUAACAUUCCUCAAGAACGAUCUAACUAAAAUCGUUUGUUCACCAAGUCAAAAAUAUCUAUUUUUCUUAAAAAAUUUAGAUAGCCGCAUGCAUAUUAUUAUCAUAAUUACGUGUAAAAAAAGAAUUAAGUAAAAAGUUAAACAGUUUAACAUUCAAAAACGCAGUCACCUUACAACUCAAACAUGUAAGUAUUUUUAUCAUCCAAUCGGUGAAAAAUACGUAAUAUAAAAUUGCGCUAUUCUAUUCUUUAUUAGCGACCAUUCUAUACAUAUUAUUUUUGAAAUUAUUUGUGUCACAAAAAUACUUUACUUGUUUUAAAAAUCGAACUUUUUCGAUCGAGUUCGUCAAAAGACUGAGGAGGUUUUCAGAUUUUCUCACUUUUCUACCUAAUUCAAUAUAUUAUAUAGGUUUCUAUUGAAAAACGUAUACCUAGUAGUAAAUAUCAAUUUUAUAGAAUAAAUUAAACACGAACAGACUGAAGAACAUGUCCCUCUGCAUCUACUGUAUACGUAAAUAUCUAGUAUGAACUUAUCUAAAAUGACUGCAUAUCAAAAUAUUAGAAUCCAUACAAGGUCUUCAGCCCACGUACCUAUUAAUGUACUAAACAAGAUGUCGAUAAUUAGAUUAAGUAAAGGAAAUUUAUUUAAUUUCUUGAUUAAUAUUAAAAAAAAAUACUUUUAGCCCUAUGACCUAGAUACGUAUCAAUAAUUGUGUGACAGCCAUACAUUAAAUACAAUUUGCAUGCACAUACCUAUUAUAAUAAUUAUGUUAGCGUUUUUAGAAAUAUAUAACAUAGUACGCCUAUGUGUUGAUGUUUUUGAUGUUUAUUAGAAAUAUAUCUUAAGCGUAAAUGAAAAUAUAACAGAAAAAUAAUAUUAUAAUAUAGAAAAUUAAAAAUCUUACUAUUUUGCUAUGUAUUAUUUAUGUAUGUAUUGUAUGUAUUAUUUUAUGUUAGCAAAAUUUCUUUAAUUUUUUUUAUUAAAUUAGGCGAUAGUUUCACUAUAUUUUUUUUCUUCAAAACAUAAAAUAAAUACAACCGUCUUACCACAAAGAAAUAAAACAAGUUUAAGUGAUGAUUAAAUUGACGAUUUGGCAGUUUUUUAAGGAAAAUCUGUCAGGUUUCAAUUUUAAUCAAAUAAAAUACCUACUAUAAUAAAGAAAUUAUGUAAAAAAUACGCAUUUAAAAGUGAGCGUCUUAAAGCGUAUGGUUAAAGUACCUUUAAAGUUUGUCUGGAUAUGGUUAUCUUUCUAAGGUUAAAUUGACGAUUUGACAGUUUUUCAAGGAAAAUCUCUCAGGUUAAAAAAUUAAAGCGCAUUCGACGCUUGUUUAAUAUUUUUGUGAUAAGGCCGUCAAUCUUUUUCAAUCUUUGGCUGUGACAAUUAUUUAGUUGAGAUAUGUUAAAUUUCAUUGCAAUUCUUAUAGUUUUAUUUUUAAAUAUUAUUAAUAGUUCUUAGUAUGACUUUUUUUUUAGAAAAAUGAAAGUAAAUAUUUCUAGUUACAAAAAUCGAUGACAAUAUAUUACAAGCUUAUAUGGAGUUGAGACAUAACUAUUUAUGUAUACCUAUAACAUAUUUUAUUUUGAUAGAUAGGUACUUCUUUCUAUAGAAAUAAUAUUUCCCAUUAAAAGAAAAUUUACUUACAUGGAUUUUAGCCAUUACUGAAACUAUGUGAACUUAUAUGAAUUGGUUUAAAUCAUUGCCAAUACCUUACUCAGUACCGCUCAAAUAAUUAUUACCGUUAGAAAUACAGCACCUUUUUAAAAUUAAUGUACUUAGUUAUAUGAAUGUUGGUAUUUCCAAUUCACUAUCUAAAAUGCUGACAGUAAUUAGUAAUAUUUUACAGGGACUAUUGUAUUUGAAACAUUAUAAUAAUCAAAAUAAAAUGUCUUUGUAGUGUACGCAGCUAUAAUAUUAACAUUAUACAUCAAUCUCACAAUAUCUAUAUACAUAUAUAUAAUUAUUAAAAUACAAUAUUGUAACAAAGCAUUUGUAUAUCUUGAUAGAAUAUUAGACACUAGUAAGGUUAUAUUAUACAAAAAAUUAUACCUACCUAUCUGUCGAUAAAACACACUAUGCCUUUAACGGUAAAAUACAAAAUAUUAAUAUGAAUGUAAAUUGUAUCCGAUGCAGUUCUUAAAUAAAACAAAUCAAAUUUUAAA
Maniola jurtina (meadow brown) is the source of this 4576-nucleotide messenger RNA. Its product is annotated as potassium channel subfamily K member 1-like. The coding region runs from base 647 to 1846 and encodes 399 amino acids. Gene Ontology annotation, biological process: potassium ion transmembrane transport; stabilization of membrane potential. Gene Ontology annotation, molecular function: potassium ion leak channel activity. The record is from RefSeq and is a predicted model, not a curated record. The transcript has 5 exons. Gene Ontology annotation, cellular component: membrane. Lineage: Eukaryota; Metazoa; Arthropoda; Insecta; Lepidoptera; Nymphalidae.